This is a messenger RNA of Cornus florida, 2097 nucleotides long. RefSeq lists its product as uncharacterized. The coding region runs from base 369 to 1949 and encodes 526 amino acids. The transcript is spliced from 2 exons. The record is from RefSeq and is a predicted model, not a curated record. Lineage: Eukaryota; Viridiplantae; Streptophyta; Magnoliopsida; Cornales; Cornaceae.
AAAGAGUAAAAUUUUAAAGAAAAUGUUGUGAAUGGCCUAAUUUGUUUGUGUCCCUCAAAUUUAUUUAUUAUUUUUUUUCAACAUUUCAAACCAAACACAAAUUUCCAUCUCCAUCUAUUACCUUCCUUUCUUUCUUUCUUUCUUUUCCUUCCAUUUCCAAGCCGGCCCUAAUCCCCAUUGAAAUUAGAGCCCUAGCCGUUAAGAGUCAGUAAAUGAACUUUCACCUUCUUAAUAUGAACAUCGGAACUGCUUGAGUUUUGACAGAUUUCUUCCGAAACGAUUAUGUAUAUAUAUGCUUGUAUAUAUACUGUGUAAGCGAGUGAAAUUCUCCACAUGCGAAUGAAGAAGAACAUCAGUUGUUUGUGAAAAUGCCCCACCGAAAUUCCAUAGACAGCAAACAGUCUAUCAACACCACACUCCGAAGAUCUCCGAGACUUCUUCAAACCAAUCGCCUUGAACCAGAACCUCCGAAGACCCCAAAACCCAAAUCGAGUACUCAUCGGAUCACUCAUUCUGAACCUCCCUCAAUCACCUCAACACAGAAAGUUCAGAAGAAAACCCUCAAGCGUUACCCAGAAGAAAAUUCAGAUGCUGGGUCAAAAAGUUCCACUAAGAUAAAUACUGGGUCGACAAGAUCUGCUAGAUUGAAUGGUGGGGUUGAAGGGUUUAGUUGUCUCCGACGACGGUCUCCGAGGUUUUCUGAUCACAAUAAGUUCAAACAAGAGGGUUUAUCAGACGUGGGUGAAGUCAAAAUGGCCAUUGAUUUGCAUAAACACUAUUUGGGUGAACCGCAAAAGAGGGUAACUCAUGCCAAUGGACUUGUUGAGAAGACUGGCAAUGAUGAGAGUGAUGGGUUUAUGUCACCUGAUAAAGGGGAUUUAUCAGAUGCAGAAAGAGCAAAUGUUGGUGCUAGUUCAUGUGAACAAUCUGCAGGUCGAUUGAGAAAGAAGAGGACUUUUAGGUCUUCGGCUUCUUCCAAGGUUAUAGUGGGAGGAAGCGAAAGGAAUGUGAGAGAUAUUGAUAAAGGAAGGAAAGAGAUUGGGGUUAAGAGGAAGAGAAAUCGAGCUGAGGAAGGUAAUGGGAAUUUCCAGGGGUGGACUAAGGAUCAAGAAAUCGCAUUGCAGAGAGCUUAUUUUGCUGCAAAACCGACGCCUCAUUUCUGGAAGAAGGUUGCUAAGCUGGUGCCUGGAAAGUCUGCACAGGAUUGUUUUGAUAAAGUCCAUUCUGACCACCUGACUCCACCUCAACCUCGAACCCGUUUGAGGGCAAGCAUAGCAAACUCAUCAUCAUUCUCACUUUCUGCAAGUAAAUUUCUCAAAUCUGCGGAGCCAAAGACUAAAAGGCGGAAUUGCAGUAAACAGAAGAGUCAUCUUGCUCAGAAAACUGUGAGGAGAUUACUGCAAAAGCAUUAUCAUGUUGACCAAGAUUAUGAAGCCGAUCUAUUCUCAGUUCUUGAGUCCCCCUUGAAUAUAUCAAGUCAAGCUUCUCAACAGGGUGUAAUACUUUCCACCCCUGAAUGUGGACAAGACAAACGUGGAUUUCUUAAAAAGUACCAGGGAUCUUCUUCAGCACGAAAGAAGCACAUUUCACGCCUCGGUGGCUUAUUAGUGGCAACUCUUGUGAGUCCCCCGGUUCUGAAGCAGGUUAAAAACAAGGGCUUACAUGAAAAAUAUAUAGAUCAGUUACAUUGCAGGGAAGCUAAGAGAAAGGCAGCAUCUGUACGGGCUGGAAAAUCCAUUCGAAGUAGAGAGGGUAGGAAGCAGAGCCUCAAUCAGGAUGCAAUUGAGGCUGCAAAAAAUGCCCUGGUUUCUGAUGCAAGAGAUGUUAUUAAUCACUUCCAACAUUUGAAGGCCAGUGUCAUGAACAAGUUAUCUGAGUUUGAUGAUGAUGAUGGAGUUGAUAGUGAUGAUGAUGAAAAUGAAGAAUAUCAAUAUACAUUUAAGGUGUAGUUCAUGCUAAGACCCCGUUUGGGAUUGCUUCCUUACAGCUUAAAAACUCUUUUAUUUUAAAAAAUUGCGAUUAGAUGUGUUUGGUAAUCAUUAAAAGUGUUUUUGAUAGUUACCAAAUUUAAAUGAAGCUAGAAUUUGGAUUUUAAAA